Messenger RNA from Hevea brasiliensis (rubber tree), 498 nucleotides. RefSeq lists its product as uncharacterized. Bases 1 to 498 code for a protein of 165 amino acids. The record is from RefSeq and is a predicted model, not a curated record. NCBI's taxonomy places the organism in Eukaryota, Viridiplantae, Streptophyta, Magnoliopsida, Malpighiales, Euphorbiaceae. The transcript is spliced from 3 exons.
AUGGAAGACCAGGCUAUGGAGUGGGAGAACCGGGGAUAUGAAGGAAACAGUGGAAAGAUGUUGAUUACUGGUUUUGUCUUAUCUUCUGCACCAGUGGUUCUUCCACCUCUUGUUGUUAUCUCAGCACUUGGGUUUGCUUGUUCAGUCCCCUAUGGACUUUUCUUAGCAACCUAUGCUUGCACUGAGAAGAUCAUGAAUAAAUUACUUCUAAGUCCCAGAAAUCCUAUUAUCGUGGAAGAUGGUCUGGAAAAAUAUGGAGGAGAAGAUGGAAAGUUUGGGGGAAAUAAUGAUAUGGAAGAAGAGGAAACAGAGCUAAAAAGAAUGGCUGACAUGAGGUUUGUGCCGGAUGAGAAGGGAAAUGAGGAUGAAGUGAAUGUUUUGAAGGGUUACAUUUAUGCUCAAAAGGGAAUUGAGGAGGAUGAGAAAGAGUUCUUGAAUAAUAAGGAUGAAACUGUGGAGAAGAAUGGAUGUGAUGUAGAUGUCAAUGAGGAUGAAUAA